AACGCAUGUUCGUCAUGAACGUUCUUCCCAGGCAUCCCGGUUCAGCACCAGACUCUUAUGUUUUCAGGCAUUCUGCUCUACGGGAGAGAAUGAAAAGGCUACACACAAUCAGGCCCUGUCAUCUCCUUGGAGAUUCAGGCUACCCUGAAGAGCCAUGGCUCACAACACCUUUUCAUGGGAAUGCUACUCCCAUCGAACGUAGUCCACAAGAGCACUACAACUACUGCCAUUGUUCUGACCGCAAUGUUGUGGAGAGAUCCAUUGGCCUAAUGAAAGAGCGUUGGAGAGUCAUCAAUAAUCAUCGAAUCCUACGUUACUUCCCUGACAGGGUGAGGCACUUAUGUGUUGCAGUUUGCAUUCUGCACAACAUUUGUAUCUUGGCGAACCACCACACUUACGUUCAAAACCAUGAAAGGAUGGUCAACAGAUUCUUUAAUCCUCGAGUGGUAAAUGUGCAGAAUGAGGCUGGUGUACACAGGGCAGGUGAGCUGGUUCGUGAGGCAAUUGUUGAACACUUACAGAGGAGGUAAACCCUUUUUGCUUGUUUGUUUUUGAUUCUUAGAAUAAGGCCAUACUGUAAAUACUUUUAUUCUAUUUCCUUUCUGUUGUUAUGUUGUCUAAUAUAUUCCAAUGUGAUACAUUUGAAUACUGUACUGUAAAUACUUACCUUGUGAUUAUAAUCCUGUGAUCUCUGUCAUAUUCAUUCUGUUAUUUCUUUGUUUUUAAAAUAACAGAAAUAUCACCAAAUGUUAGUGAGAUAGCUCUGCUUUAUCUGCUUUUACUAGCACAAUGAAUUUAAAUUUGCAACUGAUAUGAGAGUCAUAUUCUAUUCUUGUAACGUUAUUUAGUUCAAUUUUGUUUACCUUGUGAUUAAUAUGCUGUGAUUUUUGUCAUAUUCAUUCUGUUAUUUCCUUGUUUUUAACAUAACAGAUAUAUCACUUAAUUGGACUAUUGUUCAACGUUUAGAAAAGGACUGUUUGCCUAUUUGAAAUAUAGUACAUACAGUAGUAUAUUUUGUCUCAGCUAAUGCUGUGUUGGCUGCCACGGUUUUGUUAUUUAUUGGAUGUAUCAUUUAUCUUUCAUGGGAAUCAGCCAAUGAGAAGCGAUAUUGUAAAUACUGAUGAACUUUGUGUAAAGUAACAUGUGUACUGUAGCUAAUUAGGCAUUUAGAUGAACUGCUUUUACAUGCAUCUUGCAGCCACCAAAUGUGAGUGUGAUAGCUCUGCUUUAUCUGCCUUUACUAUAGCAUAAUGAGUUAAAAUAUACAACUGACAUGAGAGGCCAUAUUCUAUUUUUUAAUGUUAAGUAGUGCAAUUUUUUUUUUACCUUGUGAUUAAAAUGUUAUGAUUCCUGUUCUGUUCAUUCCGUUUAUUUCUUUGUUUUCAAUAAACAAAAAUAUCUCUUAAUUGGACUAUUGUUCAAUGUUUAGAAAGGGACUGCUUCCCUAGUUGAAAUAUAGUAUCAGUAUAUUUUGUCCCAGCUAAUGCAGUGUGGACUGCCAUGGUUUGCUAGUUAUUAGAUAUCUUUCAAAGGGAAUCAGCCAAUGAGAAGCCAUAUUGUAAAUACAUGUGUACUGUAGCUAAUGAGGCAUUUAGAUGAACUGCUUCUACAUGUAUCUUGCAGGAGUGAGAUGGCUCUGCUUUAUCUGAUUUU
This is a messenger RNA of Frankliniella occidentalis (western flower thrips), 1653 nucleotides long. RefSeq lists its product as uncharacterized. Lineage: Eukaryota; Metazoa; Arthropoda; Insecta; Thysanoptera; Thripidae. The record is from RefSeq and is a predicted model, not a curated record. The transcript has 3 exons. The coding region runs from base 6 to 530 and encodes 174 amino acids.